UUCCUCCGCCCCCAUUUUCCGGCCGCGCCUUCCCGGGACGCGGACACGCACGCCUACCGUGCUCGCUUGGUUUCUUCUUCCGUUCUGCCUCUGCCGGCCGGCGGGGCCGCGGCCGGAGCACGAGGAGCCAAAGCGACCAAGCAAGCUAAGCAAACCCCGCGCCCGGCCAAAUCAAUGGCGCCGUCGCCCCGCGCCUCCAGCUUCUUCUCCGGCGUGCUCCUCCUCUUCUUGCUGUCGGUGGCGCUCGCGCCGGUCCCCGCGGCCGCCACCGGCGUCUUCCGGGUGCGCCGCAAGUUCCCGCGCCACGCAGGCGGCGCAGGGGAGGAGGCGGAGGAGCACCUCGCGGCGCUGCGGCGCCACGACGGCCGCCGCCACGGCCGGCUCCUCGGCGCCGUCGACCUGCCCCUCGGCGGCGUCGGCCUCCCCACCGAGACCGGCCUGUACUUCACGCGGAUUGAGAUCGGAGCGCCGCCCAAAGGCUACUACGUGCAGGUGGACACCGGCAGCGACAUCCUCUGGGUCAACUGCAUCCGCUGCGACGGCUGCCCCACCAGGAGCGGCCUCGGGAUAGAGCUGACGCAAUACGACCCGGCGGGGAGCGGGAGCACGGUGGGGUGCAACCAGGAGUUCUGCGUCGCCAACAACGACGGCGUGCGGCCCACGUGCUCGUCGGAGUCGCCGUGCCAGUUCAGGAUCACCUACGGGGACGGGAGCUCCACCACCGGGUUUUUCGUCAACGACCUCCUGCAGUACGACAAGGUGUCCGGCGACGGCCAGACCACACCGUCCAAUGCCAGCAUCACAUUUGGGUGCGGUGCUCAGCUGGGUGGUGAUUUGGGGUCCUCGAGCCAGGCCCUUGAUGGGAUUCUCGGGUUUGGCCAGUCGAAUUCGUCGAUGCUAUCGCAGCUGGCUGCUGCUGGAAAAGUGCAGAAGAUCUUUGCCCAUUGCUUGGACACUGUGCAUGGCGGUGGGAUCUUCGCAAUUGGGAAUGUGGUACAGCCCAAAGUGAAGACGACGCCGUUGGUGCCGGGCAUGCCACACUACAAUGUCAACCUGAAAGGAAUUGCUGUUGGUGGUGCUACACUUCAGCUUCCAACAAAUACUUUCGAUUCAGGUAGAAAUAAAGGCACUAUCAUUGACAGCGGGACAACAUUGGCGUACCUCCCGGAGGCAGUUUAUAAGACACUGAUGUCUGCGGUUUUCGACAAGUACCAAGAUAUGACCAUCCGUACUUAUCAAGACUUCCUCUGUUUUAAGUUUUCUGGAAGUGUGGAUGAUGGAUUUCCCAUAAUCACCUUUAGUUUUGAGGAAGACCUUACAUUGAAUGUUUACCCACAUGAUUACCUUUUCCAAAAUGGGAAUGAUUUCUACUGUGUAGGGUUCCUGAACGGUGGAUUACAAACCAAGGAUGGGAAAGAUAUGGUUCUCUUGGGAGACCUGGUCCUCUCAAAUAAACUAGUGGUUUAUGACUUGGAAAAUCAAGUUAUUGGAUGGACAGACUACAACUGUUCCUCGAGCAUAAAAAUUAAGGAUGACAUGACUGGCUUUACGUACACUGUUGACGCACAUAAUCUCUCUUCUGGAUGGAGAUUCCAAUGGCACAAUUCCUUGGUUCUGUUGUUAGUAACAACAAUCUGGUCCUAUUUAAUGUUCUGACAUGACCUUAAACUCUCGGAUGUAGAACAUGGAAGCUGUAUUCUGUAACAAACAUUGUUUGAGUUUUGUUCCUUAGAAAGAAAAGGGAAGAGAGGUUUAGACUUGUACUUCGUUAGGGGAAUGAUUUGAUUUAGUUACAGAAGUUCACAAAAAUGUAAAGUAUAGUAAAACAAUUGGGAAACUCGAUAUGAGUGUUGUCAGGUUAAAGUUUGGUUCUCUUGUGUUUGUGUAAUGCAAUUAGCAACCGAUAUGAUACAAUCAAAGAAAAAAGCUUGGGGCGUUAUUGUGCAA
Messenger RNA from Setaria italica (foxtail millet), 1947 nucleotides. RefSeq names its product aspartic proteinase-like protein 2. Gene Ontology annotation, molecular function: aspartic-type endopeptidase activity. Bases 175 to 1656 code for a protein of 493 amino acids. Lineage: Eukaryota; Viridiplantae; Streptophyta; Magnoliopsida; Poales; Poaceae. The record is from RefSeq and is a predicted model, not a curated record. The transcript has 10 exons. Gene Ontology annotation, biological process: proteolysis.